AUGAAGUACGGUCCUGUGGUUCUGACGGCUGGUCUCACUGGUUUGCUCAGCUUCAGCCUCCUCGCUGUGGCAAUUGGGACUGAUUAUUGGUACAUAAUCGAUGUGAAUAAACCCAACUACACAGGUCCGGAUGACCUGAGCUCACACUCUGGAUUAUGGAGAGUCAAUGAAGGAGCAAAUAGGAGUUCAGUCAUCUCCUCUUUCACUGCAAAUAUGUCUGGCCUGUCAGAGACAGAAAGGCACCUUCUUGGCUUGCACAAGGUGGUGGUCAUCAUGUUGCCUCUCAGCCUUAUUCUGCUGGUGUUGGGCUGGAUAUUUGGACUUGUCAGCUCGUUGGCCUGCAGCCCCAAGUUGCUGGCUGCAUCGGCAUCCUACUUUCUUUGUUGCAGUGUUUUUACCCUGACUGGGGUCAGCAUCUACAUCAAAUACUCCAACCAGGCCAUGGAGGAGUUCCAGCGAGUUGUGCCCCCUGAGAAUCUAAUUUACGUCCAUGUGUCAUUUGGCUGGUCCUUGGCUUCUGCAUGGCUCUCCUACAGCCUGGAGGUGGCAACUGGUCUGCUGCUGAUGCUGGCUGCCAGGAUAAUUACGAUCAAGGGGCAUUAUGAUUCUGGUGUAGCUAUCGCCAUGUUAUAAUGAACCUCAAAGCCUAUUCUAUUUGUUCUUAUUUAUUUAUUUAUUUAUUUAUUUAUUUAUUUAUUUCAAACAGGCUCACAAGACAUCAGGCAGGUCAAGAGUUGAGCGCAGAACUGAGCACGAGGUGGCUCUACAUAACUGCAAACAGUUGCACAAAAAAAUCUGAUUUAAUGAUUUUGUUGAGCAUCUGCUUCAUUGUGAAUAUGGUGCAUUGUGAUGCACACUGCCUUCCAUCUUCUUGACAUUCUUUUCCACCUGCUGACCCUGCCUCAAGUAAUGUGGGAUGUGGUAAAAAAAAAAAAAAA
This is a messenger RNA of Nematolebias whitei (Rio pearlfish), 938 nucleotides long. Its product is annotated as transmembrane protein 235. Gene Ontology annotation, cellular component: apical plasma membrane. Bases 1 to 633 code for a protein of 210 amino acids. The record is from RefSeq and is a predicted model, not a curated record. The transcript has 4 exons. Lineage: Eukaryota; Metazoa; Chordata; Actinopteri; Cyprinodontiformes; Rivulidae.